ACCUCCACCUCCCAGAUUCAAGCAAUUCUCCUGGCUCAGCCUCCCAAGUAGCUGGGACUACAGACUGCUGGGCUCGCGGAAGAGAGACUGUACCUGAAAGCCCCAGCCACCCACCAAAUCAGAGGGAAAGAAUCCAUCUUCUUACGCCAUGGCAGGUAAGAAAGUACUCAUUGUCUAUGCGCACGAGGAGCCCAGGUCUUUCAACGGAUCCUUGAAGAAUGUGGCUGUAGAUGAACUGAGCAGGCAGGGCUGCACAGUCACAGUGUCUGAUUUAUACGCCAUGAACUUUGAGCCGAGGGCCACAAGGAAAGAUAUCACUGCUACUCUUUCUAAUCCUGAGGUUUUCAAUUAUGGAGUGGAAACCUACGAAGCCUACAAGCAAAGGUCUCUGGCUAGCGACAUCACUGAUGAGCAGAAAAAGGUUCGGGAGGCUGACCUAGUGAUAUUUCAGUGGUUGCUUUGCCCCCAACCCAGCCACCUUCCUGUGUUUGUUCAGAAGGAGGUGAUGCCACUGCAGAGUGAACUGGCCCCACCAAAUGGCCUCCAGGAGUGCUCACUCAUCAGGCCACUUCCCGCCCUGCAAGGAAGAUGUGCAGGCAUGGCUGUGACUGUGGAAGCCUGGCAGCAGAGUACACACAUGAGCUUUGAGGGUAUGGUUGGGUUGACAGAAAUUCCUGUCCAACUAGAAAGAAAGGGGCAUCUAUUAUAAGGGCUCUGGUCACUUGGGCCUCCUGGAUCCCACGGGCAGAGCUGUAGCUGCUCUCAUCCUUGGAUUUCCAUCUGCUCUUUUCUGCCUCUUGGCUCUGUUCUCUCUCACUGCAUGCCAGGGACUGGAUCCCCUAGAUCCAGAAUUUCCAAGCAUGGGAUCUGACUGGUUCAGAUCGUGUCUGUUUUCCAGCCCUGCUUGAGGACGGGGAAUGGGUGGGAGAACGAGAGCACUGUUCUCAUGAGCCCACCAUGUGAGUGCAAGGCAGGGGAUAAGGGGCAUGUGACCACUUUCCAGACAAAACUAUGUGUCCAGAAUGAGGAGGUUCCCAAGCCCUCAGAAAAGCAACCUGCAUGUGCGGGAACCCUACCCAGGCUUGCCUCUGUGCACCUUUUCCUGACACCAGCCCUUUCUUUACUCAGUGACCAUGAGCUGCUAAUCUGGCCAAAGUGCAGGAUGUCCUUCGUCCUAAUUACAG
Chlorocebus sabaeus (green monkey) is the source of this 1184-nucleotide messenger RNA. Lineage: Eukaryota; Metazoa; Chordata; Mammalia; Primates; Cercopithecidae. The record is from RefSeq and is a predicted model, not a curated record.